CGUAGUACCUCUGCAAAACGAACCCAGGCACUUGCGAGGCCGGAGAGGGGCAGGUGCCGGGAGGCGGCUGACGGGCGCAGCACGCUAGGCCCAGUAUCGGACUCCGGCCCCGCAUCCGGCUCUGGCCCGGCGACAAGACAGUCCGGAAGUGCAGGCAAAGAGGCUCCCCUCGGGAGCGCAGCGCGGUCCCGCCGGGGACCAGCAAGGGCCGCGCCCCGGCGGGCAGGCGGCAUGGCUGCAGUGCUGGCUCUCAGGGUGGUUGUGGGGCUGGCGGCAGCUGCGCUAGUGGCCAUGCUUUUGGAGCAUUACGGCCUGGCGGGUCAGCCCUCGCCGCUGCCCGGCCCCGCGCACCCGAGAAGGCCGCACCCGGCGCCAGGUCCCGGAGACACCAACAUCUUCUGGGGCCUGCAGAUAUCCGACAUUCACCUGAGCAGGUUUCGAGAUCCAGGCAGAGCGGUAGACUUAGAGAAGUUCUGUUCUGAAACUAUUGACAUCAUUCAACCAGCUCUCGUCCUAGCAACAGGAGACCUGACAGAUGCCAAAACAAAGGAACAACUGGGAUCCAGGCAGCAUGAAGUAGAAUGGCAAACCUACCAGGGUAUUCUGAAGAAGACAAGAGUCAUGGAAAAAACCAAGUGGUUGGAUAUAAAAGGAAAUCAUGAUGCAUUCAAUAUUCCAAGUCUGGACAGCGUCAAGAAUUAUUACAGGAAAUAUUCUGCUGUACGUAGAGAUGGCUCUUUCCAUUAUGUCCACAGUACUCCCUUUGGCAACUAUUCAUUCAUCUCUGUUGAUGCCACCUUAAAUCCAGGGCCUAAGAGACCCUAUAAUUUCUUUGGAAUUUUAGAUAAGAAACAGAUGGAGGAGCUCUUAUUACUGGCCAAGGAAAGUAGUCAGAGCAACCAUACAAUUUGGUUUGGACACUUUACAACAUCCACUAUUCUUUCUCCAUCACCAGGAAUCCGGUCAAUAAUGAGUUCGGCUAUAGCUUAUUUGUGUGGACAUCUCCAUACACUUGGUGGACUCAUGCCUGUUUUGCACACUCGUCACUUCCAGGGCACUUUGGAACUUGAGGUGGGAGACUGGAAGGAUAACAGAAGGUACCGGAUUUUUGCCUUUGAUCAUGACCUCUUUAGCUUUGCAGAUUUGAUCUUUGGCAAUUGGCCUGUGGUUCUUAUCACCAAUCCUAAGUCACUCCUAUAUUGUUGUGCUAAACAUGAACCACUAGAAAGACUUCUUCACUCAACACACAUCAGAAUCUUGGCCUUUUCCUUAUCCACCAUUACUUCUGUCACAGUUAUGAUUGAUGAAGUUGAUUUAGGCCAGGCUGUUCAUGUGUCUGGUCCUAUUUUCAUACUGAAGUGGAAUCCUAGAAACUACAGUAGUGGGACACAUAACAUAGAAGUAAUCGUCCAGGAUGCUGCUGGAAGAAGUAAGAGUGCUCACCACAUAUUUUCUGUUCAAGAGAAUAAUCAUCUCAGUUUUGAUCCCCUGGCAUCAUUUAUUCUCCUUACUGAUCACUAUAUCAUAGCCCGGGUCCUUUUUGCACUGAUUGUGCUGAUCCAGCUCAUCAUUCUCAUUACCUUUAGAUAUCGAGGAUACCCAGAACUUAAAGAACCUUCAGGGCUUAUAAAUCUGACCUCAUUUUCUCUUCAUGUCUUGAGCAAAAUAAACAUCUUCUACUAUUCUGUGUUGUUUUUGACCCUAUAUACAGUGCUGGGUCCAUGGUUUUUUGGUGAAAUCACUGAUGGCAAAUUGGGUUGCUGCUUUUCCUUUGGGUUGUUUAUUAAUGGACAUUUCCUACAAGGCAGCCUAACAUUUAUAAUUGGAAUUCUCCAGUUGGCGUUUUUUAACAUCCCCUUGAUGGCUUACAUAUGUUGGAGCUUGCUGCAGCGGUGCUUCGGUCACAACUUCAGGUCUCAUCUCCAUCAAAGAAAAUACUUAAAAAUUAUGCCAGUUCACCUACUUAUGCUACUGCUGUACAUCUGGCAGGUUUAUUCCUGCUACUUUCUUUAUGCAACAUACGGCACCCUAGCUUUUUUAUUCUCCCCUUUGCGGACUUGGUUGACACUGUUGACACCUGUUCUCAUUCGUUGUGUGUGGACACUCAACCCCACCAAGCUUGGAAUCUUCAUGGUGCAGUUAAAAAGCCACCUGAACUCCUGAAGGCCAUGUCUCACCACUGGGAGCUGGGCGUAAGCCCAGCCACUGUGUCUGUAGCCCAGGCUUCCACCGCGGUAGUAGGUGGAAGGCCAGUAUUGGUGGGUGAGCUUCAGGGAGCUGCUGCUCCUUGGACUCCUGGAUGUUGGAGAGAUUACCCACUACUGAUAACCUGCAGAGUGGACUGCAGAAAAGUCUCAAAAAUGAUGCUUUUAUUCCUUCCCUCCCCAAGGAGGUAAAGGGUUGAUUUACUUUUGUGAAGAGAAAACCCUCAUCUAGGACACCCACAGGGUAGGGGUUAGGUGUGUGUGUAUGGGAGUAUCUGAGACCCAGUAUGUUUUUUAGGGCUACCCCAUGUAAAGCAUCUACCGCUGUGCUUAGAAUUCAGCAGCUGUCAAAGAUGCAGUUUCAGGGACAGGGAAACUGUGAGGAUCUGGAUCCGACCCCGACUACCCCUGAGAUAUGAAUUCCCUGGUCUGUUUUCCCACAGGAUUGCGGGCUCUCUGAUUCCUUAGUCGAAAGUGUUUUCAACUAAUCAAAUAAAUGAAUGAAUGAUAAAUAAUAAAUACCUUGGGCC
Molecule: messenger RNA, 2734 nt
Organism: Cebus imitator (Panamanian white-faced capuchin)
Lineage: Eukaryota; Metazoa; Chordata; Mammalia; Primates; Cebidae
Gene: TMEM62
Product: transmembrane protein 62
Exons: 15
Coding region: 232-2163 (643 amino acids)
Molecular function (GO): hydrolase activity
Source: RefSeq, a predicted model, not a curated record